Molecule: messenger RNA, 972 nt
Organism: Tribolium castaneum (red flour beetle)
Lineage: Eukaryota; Metazoa; Arthropoda; Insecta; Coleoptera; Tenebrionidae
Gene: Tmem18
Product: Transmembrane protein 18
Exons: 4
Coding region: 150-593 (147 amino acids)
Source: RefSeq, a predicted model, not a curated record
UUGUGUGGUUUGUUUUUUUGUUGGUUUAUCACAAGUUCCAUUGAAAAACAACGUGAGGAACGUUUGGGGAAGUGAUUCGUUGAAAAAAACAUGACUGAUAAGCGUUUUAUAGUAAACCUUCAACAGUAAUUUUAAGCGAUUUUGUAAUUAUGAUUGAACAAAAUUUCGUUGAAAUCAACCAGAUAGAUGGGUUUUUAUCAUUUAUUUGGAGCAUCGAUUGGAGAGAUCCUUGGCUUCUUGGGUUAUUUACAUUUCAUAUUACUAUAUUUAUAAUGGCAAUAUUUACUAGAAAUUAUGGAAACUUCCAGGCACUGUUAUUCUUCUGCCUGUUGUUACUCGUUUAUUUUUCUGAAAGUAUCAACAAACUAGCUUCGAGUAAUUGGAAGAUUUUUUCAAGACAGCAGUAUUUUGAUAGCAAUGGCCUUUUCAUAUCAGUAGUGUUUUCAAUGCCAAUCUUAUUGAACUGCAUGUUAAUGGUGGGCAGCUGGCUUUAUCAGUCCACACAACUAAUGAAAAACUUAAAGAUCGCCCAGUUGGAGGAACGAAUAAAAAACGAGAAAAAGCUAGAAAAAUCAAAAUCCAAAGAAGAAUGAAAUGUACUUAACUUUACAUCUAUAUGUUAUUGUAUUUUUAUAUUCAUAAAUUCCAUAUUUUUUGUAACGCAGGCUUUAGUUAUUUAAAAAGGCAUACCUGUAACUGUAAUUGCUAAGUUUAUCAACUAGUUACCUACGACAUUUAAGUCUAAGCAGCGCUGUUAUAUUUUAAUUAUUGACAGAAUAGUGUGAACCAUGUAAACUAGUCAAUUGGAAUUUGUCAUUUUGCCAUUUUAUUUUUAAUGUAUACUAAUUUCUAUCAAAGGUGUCUUUCUUGUUAAAACUAACAUUAGUGUAAGCUUUUUUAUUAAGUAUCUAAGACUGAAUAGUGGAUUGAUAAAUUUAAAUGCACAAUAAAUUACUCCUUCGUAAAAAGAGA